GGCGGCUGCCGGAGCGGACUGCGGGCGCGCCGGGCGGGGCCGCCCCCGGGCCUCUCCCGCCGCCCCGCGGCAUGGUCGCGCCCGCCCUGUGGCGCCCCCGCCCCGCGCCUGCCACCCGCCCGCGCCGCCUGGGCCAGCGGGAAGAUGGAUGGGCACGUCCUGGGUUGGAUCGUCCUCCUGUGGCUCGCAGCCGAGAUGGAAGGGUUGCAGGUGACCGUGCCUGAGAAGAAGAAGGUGGCGAUGUUGUUUCAGCCUGCUCUGCUUCGCUGCCAUUUCUCUACUUCUUCCACCCAACCAGCUGUGGUACAGUGGAGGUUUAAAUCUUACUGCCAGGACCGGAUGGGAGAAGCUUUGGGUAUGGCGACUUCUGGUUUACAAACAAUGAGCAAGAGGAAUCUGGACUGGGAUCCCUACCUGGACUGUGUGGACAGCAGGAGAACAGUCCGUGUCGUGGCCUCCAAACAAGGAUCUGCCGUCACUAUAGGGGACUUCUAUAAAGAAAGAGAUGUCAGCAUUGUUCAUGAUGCAGACCUUCAGAUUGGGAAACUGAUGUGGGGAGACAGUGGGCUCUAUUACUGCCUUAUUAUCACACCGGACGAUGUGGAGGGCAAGAAUGAAGAAUCGGUGGAGCUGCUUGUUCUUGGCAGGACAGGGCUGCUUGCUGAUCUCUUGCCCAGUUUUGCUGUGGAGAUUAUGCCAGAGUGGGUCUUUGUGGGCCUAGUGAUCCUGGGGGCGUUCCUGUUCUUCCUCCUGGUGGGAAUCUGCUGGUGCCAGUGCUGCCCACACAGCUGCUGCUGUUAUGUCCGCUGCCCCUGCUGUCCUGAGUCCUGCUGCUGUCCCCGGGCGUUGUAUGUAGCAGGCAAGGCAGCAAAAGCUGGCUACCCUCCUGCAGUGUCUUCCAUGCCAGGUCCAUACUACAUCCCCAGUGUUCCUGUAGCUGGUGUCCCGUCUCCUGCUGUGCUGAUGGAUAAGUCGCACCCUCCUCCCUUAGCCCCAAGUGAAUCCAGCGGAGGAAGCCAAAAUGCAGUGCGCAAAGGGUACAGGAUCCAGACUGACAAGGAAAGGGACUCCAUGAAGGUGCUGUACUAUGUUGAGAAAGAACUGGCUCAGUUUGACCCAGCUAGGAGGAUGCGAGAACGAUAUAACAACACCAUCUCUGAACUCAGCUCUUUGCAUGAGGAGGACUUGAACUUCCGUCAGCCCUACCGCCAAGUGCGAAGGAAACCUCUGCCUCCUGCGGGGGACCUGGAUGGCGAUGCUGAAUACUGGGCAGGAGUGAUUGGCGGGGGCAGCACGUCAAGGUCCCAAGCUGUCUCCGACUACAGAGAUGAGCAGGACAGUUUCUGGCACAGCCAGCAGAGAUCCAAGUCUGAGAUGUUGUCCCGUAAGAGUUUCUCUGUGGGAGUGCCGGCUGUCUCUAUGGAUGAGCUGGCAGCCUUUGCAGAGUCCUACAGCCAGCGGACCCGGCGGGCAGACAGCCAGGAAACUCGACGUUUUGAGCGGUCAGAGUCGCACGGUGGCCGCGGUGGAGGGCUGCCCCACCAGGAUAGCUCCAUGGAGGAGUACUACACCAAGCGUAGCAGAGGGAACCGAGAGCCACUGACGGACUCGGAUCGGGGCUGGUCGUACAGCCCACCCCGGAGACGGGCCCAUGAGGAGAAGCACCUGCCCAGGCUGGUGAGCCGGACGCCUGGAGGGAGCCAGAAAUAUGAUCACUCCUACCUCAGCAGCGUCUUGGAGAGGAAAUCCCGGAGCUAUGAUGAGAGCGGUGACCACAAUGAAACCCCCUCAAAGCUGAGCUCGCAGCCCAGCCAGAGAGGAGGGGGAACGUAUUAUGCCUGGUCACCACCCUCUACCUACAAAGCUGAGAAGUCGCAGCAGCAGUCGCAGCAGCCACCACCACCGCCUCAGGAGGAGGAAGGGGAGGACACUCUGCCCCCGUACAGCGAGAGGGAGCUAAGCCGAGGCCCUUCGUACAGGGCCAGGGAGCAGGCCUACCUCAACGCCUCCGACAAGAAGAGGAAAAAGGACCCCAAGAAAACAAAUGAUUUCCCAACGAGGAUGUCCCUUGUGGUUUGAAGUUGUUGUGGACAUGUCGUGUUGAUGGGCUGGAUACUGUGAGGUGACUGUGGUGGAGAAGAUGCACAGCAAGAAGACCGGUCUCCGUGAACCUUCACAGCCACCAGCCAUGGACUCUUUGUUUCAAUUGUUUGUUUCAUCGGGGGAGCAGAGGCUUUCAUAAGAGACAGACUCUCAUGAAUGGCACUCGAUCUCAGAGUCUCUGGGAGUCUGCCAGGAAAAUUAGGCCAGGGGCCUCUUUGGUACCCUGCUUUCCAGCGCCUUCCAUUCUGUGCUGGAAGGCAGCCACGUCCCUCUUGUCUCUGCAGCCCUGAACUACAAGCGAGGCUGCCUUUGUGCCUCUUGCCCUGUCUGAUGUGCAGAGAGAGGCCUGUGCAUAUACCUCUUGCUCUCUCUGUCUCCUCAGUUCUCUGGAUUAAAUAUUGUCUCCAUACUUAAAGCCUUUUCUGUAUCAUCCCCAUGCUGGGAGGAGGCCUCGUGCUUACAGCUGCAGACUGCCUCCACCUGAUCGGGCCCUAAAUCGUGAAAGAAAAUUUACAUCCUUUCAGACACUAUAGAAAAGGACUGAUGAGGUGUUACUUUGGCAAGGGCUGAACAGAGAAAGAGAGAGACAAUUAUAGGCUGGUUUGUUCAAUAUAUUUAGUUCUGUUCAUUGUGUGAUGAGAGUUGCAGGUGAGAUUGAUGUAUUGUUUUGAAAGUGGAUCAAAGUAGCUUUUAUUGUGAUGAGAGCAUGAUGUGUUUUUUCCCCCAUCCCCAACUGUGAUUUGUUUUGAUACAGUUGCAUUUUCUUGCAGCUGAGCUGUGACCCUGUAGAGCUUCAAGCUAGAAUAUCUACUCCACCAUAUCAUAAGCAGUGCUGUAGCCUUGCUGGCACUCUGCUUCCAGCACCACCAGACAUCUCUGCCUAGUGAGUGGCCUUUUUGUUUUAAAGAAGCCAAAAGGAGAAAGUCUCAGUGAGGGCAGCUGCAGAUCUUCAUUCUGUGCUACUAAAGGUGUAACUCUUUUCUGGUCAUUGUUCCCAGACAUUGAAGAGAGCAGUAACAGCAAUGGAAAAAGAAUUAACACCGUGGAUGAACACAAGCUUUGAAAGUCACCUUUUUCACUCAAAACCGUUUCAUUCAUUUCAGUUGUGAUAUGGUUUUAGUGGCUGUUGUCUCAGGAACAGCUGAAUUUAGAAGUGAGUGCUUCACACCAUCUGAAAGCUUGACAUUCUGGUUUUUGUAGGGUAUAAUGCAGUCAUUUCUUUAAUUUUUAGCUGCUAAAAUCAUAAAGUGAAGGAAGAUCAUGGGAACAUUUUAAGGUCCGGCAUCUUGAUCCUAUUACACCUAGAAACAACUUAGCGCCCUAUUGUGUUAUGGAUAUUGUCAGCCUCUGAAAUGUCAUCUCUGUUGUUACUCUGGAAGUUUGAGGAGCGGUCUGGCCUCAGGUGCUCACUCUGGCAAUACUGUUUUGAACACGAGAUUUAUUAACAUCACUGCAGUUCUCCAUAAAAAUGACAGAUUCAUUUCUGAAUUACUGCUUUAGCUCACCAGGAAUGGUCAGUGGAGAGGAAGGAUAAUCUCCAUAGAUCUGAUGGCAGUGCAGUUUUCCUGUUAGAAGGUGAAUUGAUGGCUUUCCUCUCCUCCCACGCUCCUCUAGCAAUGAAUGUAGUUUUGGAAAUCCCAGUCCUGGGUCUUCUUGGCCAGAGAAGGACUGGCCUGCAGGGGCAUACAAUCAUGGAGUCACAGAAUGGUUUGGGCAGGAAGGGACCUUUAAAGGUCACCUAGUUCCAGUCCCCUGCCGUGGGCAGGGACAUCUUCCACUAGACCAGGUUGCUCAAAGCCCCAGUCAACCUGACCUUUAACACUUCCAGUGAUGGGACAUCUGCGACUUCUCUGGGCAACCUCUUCCAGUGUCUCACCACCCUCACAGUAAAGAAUUUCUUCCUUACAUCUAAUCUAAAUCUACCCUCUUUUAGUUUAAAACCAUUGCCCCUGGUUAAAAGUCUCUCUCUGUCUUUCUUACAAGCCCGCUUUAAGUACUGGAAGGCUGCAAUAAAGUCUCCCCAGAGCUUUCUCUUCUCCAAUCUGAACAACCCCAACUCUCUUGGCCUGUCUUCAUAGGAGAGAUGCUCCAGCCCUCUGAUCAUCGUCGUGACCCUCCUCUGGACUCACUUCCAACAGGUCCAUGUCUGUCUUGUACUGGGGCCCCCAGAGCUGGAUGCAGUACUCCAGGUGGGGUCUCACGAGAGCAGAGUAGAGGGGCAGGAUCACCUCCCUCGACCUGCUGGUCACGCUUCUUCUGAUGCAGCCCAGGAUACGGUUGGCUUUCUGGGCUGCUAGCGCACAUUGCCGGCUCAUGUUCAGUUUUCAUCUACCACUGUCCCCAAGUCCUCUGCAGGGCCGGUCUCAAUCCGUUCACCCCCUCAGCCUGUACUAAUAUUGGGGAUUGCCCUGACCCAUGUACAGGACCUUGCACUUGGCCUUGUUGAACUUGAUGAGGUUCACAUGGGCCCACUCCUCAAGCCUGUCAGUGUUUUUCUGGAUGGCAUCCUGUCCCUCUAGCAAAUCAACUGCACCACUCAGCUUGGUGUCAUCCACAAACUUGCUGAGGGUGCACUCGGUCCCACUGUCUAUGUCAUUAAUGAAGACAUUGAACAGUACUGGUCCCAGUACAGAACCCUGAGGGACCCCACUUGUUGCUGAUGUCCAUUCGGACAUUGAGCAAUGGACUGCAACUCUCUGGAUGCGGCCAUCCAGCCACUUAUCCAUCAAAUAGUUCAUCCAUCAAACCCGUAUGUCUCCAAUUUAGAGACAAGGAUGUUGUGGGAGGCCAUGUCAAAGGCCUUAUAGAAGUCAAGGUAGAUGACAUCAGUUGCUCUUCCCCUUAUCCACCAAGGCAGUCACUCCAUUGUAGAAGGCCUACAGAUAGUCAGGCACAAUUUGCCCUUUGUGAAGCCAUGCUGACUGUCUCUGAUCAUCCCCCUGCUAUAUGCCUUGACAUAGUUUCCAGGAGUAUCUGUUCCAUGAUACUACUGGGCGCAGAGGUGAGGCUGACUGGUCAGCAGUUCCCAGGGUCCUUCUUUUUACAUUUUUAAAAAUGGGUGUGAUGUUUCCAUUUUUCCUGUUACGGGGGACUUCACCUGCCAGCCAUGAUUUUUCAAAUAGGGAGAGCGGCUUAGCAACUACAUUUGCCACUUACUUGCCAACUACAUCUACUUGUAUUAUAAGUGUUUUCAUCUUUUCUCAUCUUUAACGUAUGUUCCUAGGAAAAUCACAGCAAAGUUAACAAGAAGUAGGCAGGUGGUUGCCAUCUGAGGUCUCCAUGACCUUGAGAAGUCUACAGAGCUGCACUACCUGUUAUUUUAAAUUAAACCUUUCAUCCCUGACAUAUUAUAUUAACAGCAAGAAAUGUGGAUGUUUUGUUAGUCUGAAAACUUUGGGAACCCCUAUGCCACAAAUUUUAAGGGAGUUUAGCAUGCUGUCUUUUUCCAUCAGACAUCCAGCAGACCCGGGAAAUAUUUUACAUAGAGAUUUGAAAGUGCAUCUGCAACAAUGACUGUCAGAAAGGUGGCAAACAGCAAUUUAACAGUCUCUGAAUACCUGUAUCUUUCAAACCGUACUGAAAGCCAGAGCAUCACAAUCUCCUUCUCAUUUCAGUUAUGACUGUCCCUCAUCUCUGUCACUGUAGUUUAUUUGAUCAAGCCCUCAGGAAUGAGUUGUAUAUUAAAAAUACAAGCCUUCCCCUCAUUUAUUUGAAUCAGUUUUGUUUGCUUGAUGCUGGUACUUUAGGACAUUUGUACACUAUCUGUAAGAAGUUGCCAUUUAUGUAUCUAGCUUAUAAAUAAGUAGUUGCAAGCUAAUUCUCUUCACUAUUUUAAUUGUAGAAACAACUGUUCAUAAGAACUGUCCAACAUUUCUUUUGAAUCCAAGUACCUGGAAAAGUAUUGAAGAUUUUAUGACUAGUGAUUCUAUCAGUUUUACCAGGUGAUAAAAGUUUCAGCCUCAAAAUAAAAAAGAGCAGGUCUUAAUUCCCUGAAGUCAGAUCUGGGCAGCACCCAUCAGUUGGCUCUGCCUUUGAUGUAAAAUUUUAGAUUUCCUAUCUCCCUAUACAAAUCUGAAGGAAUUUUCAGUUACUGAUAGUGUCUGUCCUCAGGCCAUCUUUAUUUUUCCCAUUAAAAAUGUAUCUGCAGCAGCACCAAAUGAACCAAAUCAAAAAGUGAGAGGUGAUGUAGAACAGGGCUUCCAUCUCUACAACUACAGAACCCUAAUGACCCGUGACUCUUGCACCAGAGGAGCAGGGGGCCAGAGGCUGAUGGAGGGGCUGAGAGGAGCCUCUUGUUUCAGAAAAGAAGUAACGGUUUGUGUCUGUGCCAUCUCUCAUAAAACACCUGCAGAAUGCUUGCACUGCAGAAUAAUGAGCCUGAUUAUUAUGGGGGUCUCAAAGUAUAAAUUUUCCAGUGAUCAAUUUUUACUGCUGGCAUAAAAUUAAAAUAAUUUUCAUAUAGGAUAUGGAUGUCUGGGCCAUGUCAAGGACACGGAUGGUUUUGUGGCCUUAAAAUGAAGCAUCACAACAGUGACUUGCUAAGAAGAUAACUGAGGUGAUGAGUGAAUCCUGUUAAAAAAAAAAAUAAAAUGAGCCCUUAGAGCAACAGCAGGAUCAAGCAUCAGUGGUAAAUUUGGCUGUGCUGUCAAAAGUGUGAUCUGGGCUACUGAAAAAAGUUUUGACAUAAUGGAAUGUGAAAAUAAAUACCAAUGGUAAU
This is a messenger RNA of Grus americana (Whooping crane), 6820 nucleotides long. It is a transcript of the gene ILDR2, whose product is annotated as immunoglobulin like domain containing receptor 2. NCBI's taxonomy places the organism in Eukaryota, Metazoa, Chordata, Aves, Gruiformes, Gruidae. Bases 145 to 2079 code for a protein of 644 amino acids. Gene Ontology annotation, cellular component: membrane. Gene Ontology annotation, biological process: pancreas development. The transcript is spliced from 10 exons. The record is from RefSeq and is a predicted model, not a curated record.